AUGGAUGCGCUGACCUUCGAGGAGGUGGCUGUGUAUUUCACCAGGGAAGAGUGGGCUCUGCUGGACUCUGCUCAGAGAGCCCUCUACAGAGACGUCAUGCAGGAGAACUAUGAGACUGUGACCCUUAUAAAGCAUCACAGAAUCCACACAGGGAAGAGGCCCUAUGAAUGCACUGAGUGUGGAAAAUGCUUCCCUAGCAGCUCAGCCCUUUCUCAACAUCAGAGAAUCCACACAGGGGAGAGGCCCUAUGAAUGCAGUGAGUGUGGGAAAACCUUCAGUCGCAGUUCACACCUUUCUCAACAUCAGAGAAUCCACACAGGGGAGAGGCCCUAUGAAUGCAGUGAGUGUGGGAAAAGCUUCACUAGCAGUUCACACCUUUCUAAACAUCAGAGAAUCCACACAGGGGAGAGGCCCUAUGAAUGCAGUGAGUGUGGAAAAUGCUUCACUAGCAGCUCAAGCCUUUAUCAACAUCAGAGAAUCCACACAGGGGAGAGGCCCUAUGAAUGCAGUGAGUGUGGCAAAAACUUCACUAGCAGCUCAAGCCUUCUUACCCAUCAGAGAAUCCACACAGGGGAGAGGCCCUAUGAAUGCAGUGAGUGUGGUAAAUGCUUCAGUAGAAGCUCAGGCCUUUAUCAACAUCAGAGAAUCCACACAGGGGAGAGGCCCUAUGAAUGCAGUGAGUGUGGAAAAUGCUUCACUGACAGCUCAUCCCUUUCUCAACAUCAGAGAAUCCACACAGGGGAGAGGCCCUAUGAAUGCAGUGACUGUGGGAAAACCUUCAGUCGCAGUUCACAGCUUAUUAGGCAUCAGAGAAUCCACACAGUUAAGAGGCCCUAUGAAUGCAGUGAGUGUGGCAAAAACUUCACUAGCAGCUCAAACCUUCUUACCCAUCAGAAAAUCCACACAGGGGAGAGGCCCUAUGAAUGCAGUGAGUGUGGGAAAAACUUCACUAGCAGCUCAAACCUUCUUGCCCAUCAGAAAAUCCACACAGGGGAGAGGCCCUAUGAAUGCAGUGAGUGUGGAAAAAACUUCACUAGCAGCUCAAACCUUCUUGCCCAUCAGAGAAUCCACACAGGGGAGAGGCCCUAUGAAUGCAGUGAGUGUGGAAAAUGCUUCACUGACAGUUCAUCCCUUUCUCAACAUCAGAGAAUCCACACAGGGGAGAGGCCCUAUGAAUGCAGUGAGUGUGGGAAAACCUUCAGUCGCAGUUCACACCUUAUUAGGCAUCAGAGAAUCCACACAGGGGAAAGGCCCUAUGAAUGCAGUGAGUGUGGGAAAACCUUCAGUCGCAGUUCACACCUUAUUAGGCAUCAGAGAAUCCACACAGGGGAGAGGCCCUAUGUAUCCAGUGUGUGUGGAAAAUGCUUCACUAGGAUCUCAGACCUUAUUAGACAUCAGAAAAUCCACACCGGAGACAAACCCUAUGAAUGCUGUGAGUACGGGAAAAGUUUCACUCAGAGAUCAGCCCUUAUCUCUCAUCAGACAAUGCACACGGGAGAGCGACCCUACGAAUGCUGCAAGUGCGGGAUAAGCUUCUCUCGGAGCUCAAACCUUACUAUGCAUCAGAGGAUCCACACAGGAGAGAGACCCUAUGAAUGCCGUGAGUGCGGGAAACAUUUCACUCACCUCUCCUCCCUUAUCUCUCAUCAGAGAGUCCACACGGGAGAGAGACCCUAUGAAUGCAGUGAGUGCGGGAAAAGCUUCUCUCGGAACUCAACCCUUAUUACACAUUACAGAAUCCACACAGGGCAGGGACCCUAUGAAUGCUGCGAGUGUGGGAAAAGCUUCAGUCAUAGCUCAGGCCUUUCUAAACAUCAGAGGAAACUGCUGGACCCCCAGGCUGCACCAUCCAGCCACCCUGAGGCCCCUGCAGACACCCAGUUGACCGCCAAGGAUGCGACGCUGGAUGCCUGGACAUUACCGACUCUGGACGUAAGGGUGGGAAGUGACUCAGGGAACGGGACUGUUGCAGUGAGAGAUCAACCCUGGACACAGGAGUAUUGGUUCCUCAAGGCCCUGGGUCAGGACCUGGUGGAGUGGGGUGGUCCCAAGUCCCUCUUCCCCACACUGCACCCACCACUGGAUGGAGUCACCACCUGA
Molecule: messenger RNA, 2100 nt
Organism: Mauremys reevesii (Reeves's turtle)
Lineage: Eukaryota; Metazoa; Chordata; Testudines; Geoemydidae
Product: zinc finger protein 883-like
Exons: 5
Coding region: 1-2100 (699 amino acids)
Biological process (GO): regulation of DNA-templated transcription
Source: RefSeq, a predicted model, not a curated record